Messenger RNA from Gongylonema pulchrum, 492 nucleotides. Lineage: Eukaryota; Metazoa; Nematoda; Chromadorea; Rhabditida; Gongylonematidae. The record is from the annotation of a GenBank genome assembly.
AUGUUACGACGAAAAUCGCUGGUGCAGGAGGAGCCGGAAGAUGAAGCGACGCUUGAAGCACAACUUUUUUCACGUCUACAGAGUGGUCCAGGAUUGUCGAUCGCGUUGAGAACACAGCUUAAAACAGGCUUGGUGUAUGACUCAGCAAUGGCCAAGCACCAUUGUGUUUGUGGUAAUAACAAGAAUCACGUGGAACACGGUGAACGUGUACAACUGGUCUGGUCGCGAUUGCAAGAGCGUGGCUUACUGGAGAAAUGUGAACGUGUGCUGGCUCGAAAGGCGCCCCUGGAAAUGCUACGAACCGUUCAUGCCGCAACAUAUGUCACCUUUUUUGCUGUAUCACCAACAGCUUGCCUCGAGAUGGAACCUUCACAACUUCCAGUGAAAAGUUUUGUGCAACUUCCAUGUGGUGGUAUUGGUGUGGAUUCAGAUACCUAUUUUAACGAUGCUUCAACGCAGCUAGCGGCACGUAUUGCCGUAGGCUCAUUGGCC